Scleropages formosus (Asian bonytongue) is the source of this 1826-nucleotide messenger RNA. Its product is annotated as tripartite motif-containing protein 16-like. Bases 1 to 1668 code for a protein of 555 amino acids. Lineage: Eukaryota; Metazoa; Chordata; Actinopteri; Osteoglossiformes; Osteoglossidae. Gene Ontology annotation, molecular function: protein binding; zinc ion binding. The record is from RefSeq and is a predicted model, not a curated record. The transcript has 6 exons.
AUGGCACAAGCUGGAGAUCUCCUUUAUCAGGACAAUUUCAGCUGUUCAGUCUGUCUGGAUCUACUGAAGGAUCCAGUGACUAUCCCGUGUGGACACAGUUACUGUACGGACUGUAUUAAGGGCUGCUGGGAUCAGGAAGAUGAUGCUGGUGUCUACAGCUGUCCUCAGUGCAGACAGACCUUCACCUCAAGACCUGUUCUGGGUAGAAACACCCUGCUGGCUGAAGUGGUGGAGAAACUGAAGAAGACAGAACUCCAAGAUGCUCCUUCUGAACACUGUUACACUGGACCUGGAGAUGUGGUGUGUGAUUUCUGUACCGGUAGAAAACUCAAAGCUGUCAAGUCCUGUCUGGUGUGUCUGGUUUCUUACUGCGAAACUCACCUCCAGCCUCACUAUGACUCGCCAGCUUUUAAAAAACACAAACUUACUGAUGCUGCCAGAAACCUUCAGGAAAAGGUCUGUUCCCACCAUGACAAAUUGCUGGAGGUCUACUGUCGUACUGAUCAGCAGUGUAUCUGUUUGCUGUGCGUGAUGGACAAACACAGAGGACAUGAUACAGUCUCUGAUGCUGCAGAAAGGACUGAGAAACAGAAGCAUCUAGAAACAAGACAGAGUGAAUUUCAACAGAGGAUCAGUGAGAGAGAGAAGAAGGUACAGGAGCUGAGAGAGGCUGUGGACUCACUCACACGCUCUGCACAGGCAGCAGUGGAGGACACCGACAGCAUCUUCACCCAGAUGAUCCGCUCCCUUGAGAAAAGGCGCUCUGAGCUCAAAGAUGUGAUCAGAGCUCAGGAGAAGGCUGCACUGAGUCAGGCUGAAGGUCUUCUGGAGCAACUGGAGCAGGAGAUUGCUGAGUUGAAAAGGCAAAAUGCUGAGCUGGAGCAGCUUUCACACACAGAGGAUCACAUCCAUUUCCUACAGAGUUUCCAGUCUCUCUGUGUCCCUCCUGGACCUGUACACUUACCCACCAUCACUGUGAACCCACACUGCUCUUUUGGAGAUGUGAAAAAAGCUCUUUCUGAUCUCAAAGUCCAACUAGAGGAAGCCUGUAAGAAAAAAUUCACAGAGAUUUCCCAAACAGUGAGAAAAGUCAAAGUGAUUCCAGAACCCAGGACCAGAGAAGAGUUUUUGUACUAUGCCUGUCAGCUCACACUGGACACAAAUACAGCGAAUAAACACCUCCGUCUGUCUGAGAGAAACACAGUGGUGACCUGUGAAAAACAUCUACAGUCAUAUCCUGAUCAUCCAGAGAGAUUUGAGCACUGGAACCAAGUUCUGUGUACAGAGGGUCUGUCUGGACGCUGUUACUGGGAGCUUCAGUGGAGUGGAGAUUAUGGGGUUUAUAUAGCAGUGUCAUAUAAAGGGAUCAACAGGAAAGGAGGUGAUGGCUGUCGUCUUGGAUACAAUAACAAGUCCUGGAGUUUGUUCUGCUCUCCCUCCAGUUACAGUUUCUAUCACAAUGAUGAGGAGACUCCAGUAUCUGGUCCCAGUUCCUCCAGAAUAGGAGUUUACCUGGAUCACAGGGCAGGAACUCUGUCCUUCUACAGUGUCUCUAAGGACACAAUGACCCUCCUCCACAGAGUCCAGACCAUAUUCACAGAACCCCUCUAUCCUGGAUUUAUGGUUUUUGCAACAGGAUCUGAAGUGAAACUGUGUUCUCUGAGAUGAGAGGAAACAGGAGCUGAACUCAGAAUGGAGGAAUCUGUGUUUUCCUGUAUUGUUCUCUUCAAACAUGUUUUCUGCUCUAUUAUAACAGUAUUUCUUUAGACGUUAUUAUUAAAGUUAUCAGACUGCUGUUUGAGAGGGUGCGGCGGCGCAGCGGACUU